Messenger RNA from Octopus bimaculoides (California two-spot octopus), 1294 nucleotides. RefSeq lists its product as uncharacterized. Gene Ontology annotation, molecular function: RNA polymerase II cis-regulatory region sequence-specific DNA binding; DNA-binding transcription factor activity, RNA polymerase II-specific. Gene Ontology annotation, biological process: regulation of transcription by RNA polymerase II. Lineage: Eukaryota; Metazoa; Mollusca; Cephalopoda; Octopoda; Octopodidae. The record is from RefSeq and is a predicted model, not a curated record. Gene Ontology annotation, cellular component: PcG protein complex; chromatin; transcription regulator complex.
CUAACUAGACACAAACGAAUUCACACAGGAGAGAUGCCAUAUCAUUGUAAUAUCUGUGGUAAAGUCUUCUCUCGAAAUAGUCAUUUAAGUAAACACAAACGUAUUCAUACAGGAGAGAAGCCAUAUCAUUGUGAUAUCUGUGGUAAAGUGUUCUCUCAAAAUAGUCAUUUAAGUAGACACAAACGUAUUCAUACAGGAGAGAAGCCAAGUCGAUGUGAUAUCUGUGGUAAGUCAUUCUCUCAAAAUAAUAACUUAACAAAACACAAACGCACUCAUACGGGAGAGAAACAAUAUCACUGUGAUAUCUGUGGUAAAUCAUUCUCUUACAAUAGUUGCCUAACUGCACACAAAUAUAUUCAUACAGGUGAAAAGUCAUAUCACUGUGGUAUUUGUGGUAAAUCUUUUACCUACAAUGGUAACCUAACCAAACACAAACGUAUUCAUACCGGAGAGAUGCCAUAUCAUUGUAAUAUCUGUGGUAAAUCAUUCUCUCAAAGUAGUAGCUUAACUGCACACAAACGUACACAUACGGGAGAGAAGCCAUAUCACUGUGAUAUCUGUGGUAAAGUUUUUUCUCUAAAUAAUAAUUUAAGUAAACACAAACGUAUUCAUACAGGAAAGAAGCCAUAUCACUGUGGUAAGUCAUUCUCUGAAAGUAGUGACUUAACAAAACACAAACGUACACAUACGGGAGAGAAGCCAUAUCACUGUGAUAUCUGUGGUAAAGUGUUCUCUCAAAAUAGUUGUUUAAGUACACACAAACGUAUUCAUACAGGAGAGAAGCCAUAUCACUGUGAUAUAUGUGGUAAAUCUUUCACUUGCAGUGGUAGCCUAACUAGACACAAACGUAUUCAUACAGGAGAGCUGCCUUAUCAUUGUGAUAUAUGUGGUAAAGUGUUCUCUCUAAAUAUUAAUUUAAGUACACACAAACGUACACAUACGGGAGAGAAGCCAUAUAACUGUGAUAUCUGUGGUAAAGUUUUUUCUCAAAAUAUUCAUUUAAUUAGACACAAACGUAUUCAUACAGGAGAGAAGCCAUAUCUCUGUGAUAUCUGUGGUAAAUCUUUCACUCACAGUAGUCAUGUAACUAGGCACAAACGUAUCCAUACAUGAGAAGCCAUAUCAUUGUGAUAUCUGUGGUAAAGUGUUCUCUCAAAAAAGUGAUUUCAGUACACACAAAUCUAUUCAUACAAAAGAGAAGUAAUAUCAUUGUGAUAUCAGUGGUAAAUCUUUCACUUCCAGUGGUCAUCUAACUAGACACAAACGUAUUCAUACAGGAGAGAAACCAUAUCAC